CCCAAAAACACUGAAUUAUUUCAGCGGUGAUGAUUUUAUCAAACGGAAAGUUGGUCUUAAAGAAGAAAGGAUUGUCUCUUCUGAUUGGCGCGACUAGGAUUUACUUUCCCACUUUUCUCCACGUUCCACGCCCUCAUUUCGCGCGUGUAAAUUUUGUCAAAACCUCCACUCGGAAACCCCUCAAAACUCUCUGUCACUCGCCUCCGCAGCGCGUCGGCGUCCGCAACCCGACCCUCGCUCUAGGCUUCGUCGAAAGCAGCAUCGCCGAGAAAACAAGGAACACGAUAGAGACAAAGAGGUGGUGUGUUUGGUUUUGAUUGGCUGAUGAGAGUUUAGAGUAAGUAAGAGAGAGAAAAGAGUCGCAGUUAACGAACGAACAAAAAGCCCAAUCAAUCAGCCUCCUCUGUUCUGACAACCAAAAACAAUGGCCGAGUUGACUCAGGGCGAGGUGGUCUACUCGCCCAAGACUCUCCAAGUAUGGCGGGCCUUGGUGAACUGGUUCGGCUUCUUCUUCCAGAUCUUCCUCCAAAUCCUCAGAGCCCUCGGUCACCACCCUCUCCUCUCUUCUCAAACCGCCCCCAACGCCCGCAUCCACAAGCUCACGGUAGUUCUUGACCUGGAUGAAACUCUAGUGUGUGCAUACGAGUCGUCUAGCUUGCCCGCUGUCGUUCGAGAUCAAGCUACAGAAGGUGGGUUGAAGUGGUUUGAGCUUGAAUGCGUAUCUUCAGACAAGGAAUGUGAUGGGAAACCAAAGGUCAAUUAUGUUACUGUCUUUGAGCGUCCCGGGUUGCAAGACUUCUUAAGACAAGUCAGUCAGUUUGCAGAGCUGGUGUUGUUUACUGCUGGUCUUGAAGGUUAUGCUAGACCACUUGUUGACAGAAUAGAUGUUGAUAAUUUAUUCAGUUGUCGACUUUAUCGGCCUUCAACAACCAGCACGGAAUACCGGGAGCAUGUGAAGGAUCUCUCUGGCCUAGAAAAGGAUAUGCGCCGAAUUGUUAUCGUUGACAACAACCCUUUCAGUUUCUUGUUGCAACCUUUGAAUGGAAUUCCAUGCAUUCCAUUUUCUGCUGGGCAAACACACGACACACAGCUUUUGGAUGUUCUUCUCCCACUCCUCAAGCACCUCUCACUGCAGAAAGAUGUAAGGCCUGUGCUUUAUGAAAGGUUUCACAUGCUCGAAUGGUUUCAAAAGCAGGGGAUUCCUUCAACAAGUUGGAAAUAGUAGGAUUUUCAAUAAUUAUAUGCAAUGGAAUUCCCAUUCUUCUUUCAUGCAAAUCCUCAACCGUUGCUUAGUUCAAGCCUCAAAGGGAGUGUCUGUACAGCUUCAGUGUGUGCACUGCAAUUUGUUGAUACAAGGCUGUGUUUUGACCAGAGGUCCAAGUGCUUCAUCUCACUAUCAUACGAAAACCAUUUAUGUAUCUAGAUUUGUUUACUAUGAUUUUUGUGUAACUUUGUCUAUAUUGCUUGCUGUUCUCUUCAAUCCCUUAUGUAAUUUGUUAGGAUUUUGUGAAAUUGUUGCCAAUAAUUAUUAGCAGUUUAUACGUUUCUCAUCA
This is a messenger RNA of Prunus mume (Japanese apricot), 1553 nucleotides long. RefSeq names its product Haloacid dehalogenase-like hydrolase (HAD) superfamily protein. The record is from RefSeq and is a predicted model, not a curated record. Lineage: Eukaryota; Viridiplantae; Streptophyta; Magnoliopsida; Rosales; Rosaceae. Gene Ontology annotation, molecular function: phosphatase activity.